This is a messenger RNA of Linum tenue, 289 nucleotides long. The record is from the annotation of a GenBank genome assembly. NCBI's taxonomy places the organism in Eukaryota, Viridiplantae, Streptophyta, Magnoliopsida, Malpighiales, Linaceae.
GGCCUCUCCUCAUACAAGGCAUCAAUGCCCCUCAUAAUGUCCCUCUACUACAUCAAUACACCCCAUAAAGUCCCCCCAUAAUGCACCCUAAUAAUGCUACCCAUAAUGUAGCCCAUAAGUGCACCAUUAAGCUCUCAUUUAGGUGGAGAAUCCUAGGAGCAUCUCUAUGCUACUAGUCUUCCAUACAUGCCACAUGUGCAGCCGCCUUGUUGUCACCUUGUUGGCGCCAUGUCAUCGGCCACAUGUGACAUCCUCCCCCACCUAUGCUCGCGACGCCCUCGUCGCGUCC